ACCCCUGCUUUUGCCCGAGCGCCUGACCUUAUCUCCUCCCUCCAUCAUCCCCGAGAAGAGAAUCCUCCCACCUCCGCGCGCGCGCCCAUGGAGUCCGGCCUCGUCGCAAGCCACCGCCUCCGCCUCCCGGCCCUCCCUUCCGCCGCCCACGCCCACCUCCUCCGCCACCGCCGCCUCGGAGCCGCCGCACCCCUCCACCUCCCCACCACCCCGUCCCCUCUCCGCCAACCCGCCGCGCUCCCGCUCCGCCCCUGCCUCCGGCCUCCCCGCGCCGCCGCAUCCGUCGCCUCCCCCGCGCCGGUCCCCGGCGAUGGGGCCGACAAUUCCCGCAAGUUCCUCGGCGUGGACGCGCGCACGCUGAAGAAGAUCGUGCCCCUGGGGCUCAUGUUCUUCUGCAUCCUCUUCAACUACACCAUCCUGCGGGACACCAAGGACGUGCUCGUCGUCACCGCCAAGGGGAGCAGCGCCGAGAUCAUCCCGUUCCUCAAGACCUGGGUCAACCUCCCCAUGGCCAUCGGCUUCAUGCUGCUCUACACAAAGCUCGCCGACGUGCUCUCCAAGGAGGCGCUCUUCUACACCGUCAUCUUCCCCUUCAUCGCCUUCUUCGGCGUCUUCGGAUACGUGCUCUACCCCAUGCGCGACGCCAUCCACCCCACCGCGCUCGCCGACCGACUCCUCGCAUCGCUCGGCCCCAGCUUCCUCGGACCCGUCGCCAUCCUCCGCGUCUGGAGUUUCUGCCUCUUCUACGUCAUGGCCGAGCUCUGGGGCAGCGUCGUCAUCUCUGUCCUCUUCUGGGGAUUCGCCAAUCAGAUUACUACGGUGGAAGAGGCUAAAGAGUUUUACCCACUGUUCGGACUUGGAGCCAACGUGGCUCUCAUCUUCUCUGGUCGCACGGUCAAAUACUUCUCAAAUAUGAGGCAGAAUUUGGGUCCAGGGGUGGACGGGUGGGCAAUUUCACUGAAGGGCAUGAUGAGCAUAGUGGUUGCACUGGGUUUUGUCAUUGCUGGUAUCUAUUGGGGAGUGAACAAGUUUGUUAUUGAUAAAUCAUCUCUGCCAGCAGUCGAGCGGAAGAAGAAGAAUAAGCCAAAGCUUAGUAUGGGGGAGAGUUUGAAGGUACUCGUGUCAUCUCGUUAUGUGAGGGAUCUUGCCACACUGGUCGUUGCUUAUGGUAUAAGCAUUAACCUUGUUGAGGUGACGUGGAAAUCGAAGUUGAAGGCACAGUACCCAAGCCCUAAUGAAUAUUCUUCAUUCAUGGGUGAUUUCUCAACGGCUACUGGCAUUGCUACGUUUACAAUGAUGUUGUUGGGGAGAGUAAUUCUUAGAAAAUUCGGGUGGGGAGUUGCGGCUACAAUCACCCCUGCUGUGUUGCUUGUCACUGGAGUUGGAUUCUUCUCACUACUUUUGUUUGGCGAGCCACUGACUCCUCUUCUAACCAAGUUCGGAAUGACGCCUUUGCUUGCUGCGGUCUUCAUUGGGGCAUUGCAGAACAUUUUCAGCAAGAGUGCAAAGUACAGUUUGUUCGAUCCCUGCAAAGAAAUGGCAUACAUUCCUUUGGAUGAGGACAUGAAGGUCAAAGGUAAGGCAGCAAUUGAUGUGGUGUGCAACCCUCUGGGGAAAUCGGGAGGUGCCUUGAUCCAGCAGUUCAUGAUCUUGUCAUUUGGAUCUCUUGCGAAUUCAACGCCAUACCUUGGGGGAAUACUGCUGGUGAUUGUUCUUGCGUGGUUGGGUGCCGUGAGGUCCCUCGACUCACAGUUUUCUCCCCUGGCAAAGCAAGAUCUUGAAAGGGAACAGAUGUUGAAGGCAAAUGCAGUCGAAACAACAGCUCAAGUUGUUGGGACAGGAAAUGGCACCCUUCAAGAAAAUGUUGCUAGCCAGAGCUACACGAAUGGUGCGGUCAUCAAACAAUCUCAAGAACCCGAGAGUGCCGAACCUGAAAAAUCUGGCCAACAGUCCCAAUAAGUCCCCCCCCAAGAAUUUUAGUUAGUACAAAUCUUUGAAGGAACCAAAUGUUGCUUGGUUAUGUUCAGGUUAGGCCUGGCAAUGGGAUCUGUUGGUGAAGACAGCAGAGUGAUAAGAAAAAUAAGAGGCCUGUUGUUGUAGCAUAUAUUGACUUCACCGUGGGAGAGUCUGUAGCUGUUUUCUUGAGAGUAUCUGUAGCUGUCUGGAGUUCCAUACGGUAGAUAUGAAACUGGUUUUCUUUAAUGUUCAUUACAAUUUUGCGGAAAAAUCUGUUCUGUUAUCUA
Brachypodium distachyon (stiff brome) is the source of this 2243-nucleotide messenger RNA. RefSeq names its product plastidic ATP/ADP-transporter. The transcript has 5 exons. The coding region runs from base 88 to 1959 and encodes 623 amino acids. Lineage: Eukaryota; Viridiplantae; Streptophyta; Magnoliopsida; Poales; Poaceae. The record is from RefSeq and is a predicted model, not a curated record. Gene Ontology annotation, cellular component: membrane. Gene Ontology annotation, biological process: nucleotide transport. Gene Ontology annotation, molecular function: ATP:ADP antiporter activity.